This is a messenger RNA of Lactuca saligna, 1585 nucleotides long. The record is from the annotation of a GenBank genome assembly. Lineage: Eukaryota; Viridiplantae; Streptophyta; Magnoliopsida; Asterales; Asteraceae.
UCGCUACCUUUACAGAAAUCAUCUGUUCACAGAAAUAACUUUUUCCCAAGAAAAGAAGAAAAUGAUUUCACCAAAUUGACCUUCGCCAUUUUCGUCGCUAUCUCCCCUCUCUCUCUCUCUCUCUCUCUCUCACACACACUACUGUGUGCGUUACUCCCCUUCCCUCCCUCUCUCAGUCGCCUAGGGUUUUCUCCAAGUAGCUCCUUCAUUCUUCAAUGGCGAUCACAGGCGCAGGUUUUAAGUGGUACGAUGGAUUCUUUCUAUCAAUGCUUGCGUUUAGCAUAAUAAUGGUCGGCUUGAGUUGGGACCAUUACCACCUUUGUAAAUUACCAUUGCACCUAUGGAUAUCGGUUGAUUAUGCCGCGGUCUUUGUUUUCCGCCUCUUGAUGUUCGUAGACAAUGCGAUUGCAGCUGAAGUGCGAUUGGAUUUUGGCAGACAACUAAGAGGGCGUCAUUUUUUUGGAAGAAUUGUAGUUCUAUCUAUUCUGUACGCAGUGCUCUACCCCUUUCUUUGGGCAUGGAGUGUUGUUGGGGCUGUUUGGUUUGCUGGAGCAAGAAACUGUUUACCUGAAAAAAACCAGAAAUGGGGAUUUCUUGUAUGGUUACUUUUUAGCUUCUGUGGACUCAUUUGCCUUGCGGGUAAUUUCGGUAAAAAGUGGUUAACAAGAAGGCAAGCUCAUUUGCGACGCGCUCCACAUGGGACCCGUAUAUCAGAAUAUAGGGUUUUGCUUAAUAUGAUUCGUCAACCCGAUUGGGUAUUUGAAACUGCCGGUCAAGAAAUGAGAGGCGUUGACCAAGAUGGCGCCCCGUAUAGUCCUGGACAAGAUUUAUCUGAAUCACAGAGGACAGCGGUGGAAACAUCGAUUCAACGGCUUCCAGUUUUUAUCUUAAAAGCCGUCCCGACCGACUGCAGUGACUGCCCGAUCUGUUUGGAAGAGUUUCAUGUCGGGCAAGGGGUACGUGGGCUUCCUUGUGCGCAUAAUUUCCAUGUUGCAUGCAUCGAUAAAUGGCUUAGAGUAAAUAUGAAGUGCCCUAGAUGCCGGUGUUACGUGUUUCCUAAUCUUAACCUAAGUAAUCCGUUGACUAUCCCGGUUGACUCGGUGACUCAUCAUCAUGUUAGAAUCCAACCAUCUAGUUACCUUGUUAGAAUGCAGAGCUUUUUACAACCGGUUCGUGAAGAAGAUGGACAGCUGUUCACCUCCUCCAGCCCUAGCUCCAGUUCCUCAAGUGAGAGUCCGAAUACUGCUGCUGCUACUGGUUUUGAAUAUGUUGAAAAUGGAUCUCGGAUGUGUGAUCAUGUUCCUGCAAUGGGAGAACAUGUACAGUGAUUGGUUUUAAUUCGGAUGUUGUUUAAGAUAGGAUGUAAAUCUUUUUUUGGUUGGAUUUUAUAUGAGAUUUAGAACUACAUUGCUUGUUUUUGGUUACCUUUAAUGUAAUGGUUCCAAAAGCAUGUUGAUACUUCAAUGCUAGUUAUGGCAUAUAUAGACUUUUAUCAUGCAAUUGUGUCGGGUUUUUAUUGUGUAAACGCGUUUUUGAAAUCUUGAAUUUGCGCUUAUCUUUAUGUUGGAAGAUAGUGUGAGGGUAG